UUUUUGCAUGUUACAUACCACGGCAAUGGUUGUUUGUAAAUACGGCCGCGCAGCGAAGACCGAAUUCCUAGAAAGCCAAAGUCGGGGCUCUUCUGGUUUUGUGUAUCAUACGUGGAUAUAAAUUGCUACAAUUGAUAUUCCAUUGAAAUAGACAAACAGUACAUUUUCCGGUCAUCUUCUACCAGAGGCUAAUGAGUAUGGAACCAGAGGUUAAUAAACCUUAGAGAAUAAGUUUUCGUUGGAUUUAAGGAAGAAACAACCGAGAAAUGGAAUUAACAGGCCUUAAGGGGUAUGAGGACGUUCUGGGAUUUACUAACCAGACUGCGGUCCUGUUGUGUGGAAUGGGAGCGAAGAAACUUGUACCACAAUUCAGGGAGAUGAAUAUAUCGACUGAAAUGUUGGCUGAUUUGACGCACGAUGACCUUGUACUACUUGGUGCAGACCAUGAACUUGCCGAUCGUAUGCUCAAACAGUUGUCUGCAAUAUCGAGGCGUACUGGUCUAACGGUGUUAACACCGCAGCAAAAAUUAGAUCAACUACUGGAAUCUCUGGAAAAUAAUGGUAAACAUUUGUCACUCAUCAACGCAUUUGUUACAUAUAUCAGAUUGCGUGUUAACAAGGAAAAAAUGGAUUCUUUCAUCGAAAUAAAUGGUAAUCUGCGCAGUAGCCAAGCUUUGGAGUUGGCAAUUACAGCGACUAUUUCUGAGAUCCGAGAAACUCGAUCAGCUCUGCAAGAACUCAAAUCGUUUCUAGAGGACAGAGGCACCUCAAGGAGUACCACUUUUUACUUUGGUACACUCGGCGGGUUGGGACUGUUGACUUGGUUGUUGUUAAAAAAUCAUUUCUAACGUUUGGAUGUACUUAAAAUUAUUUUUUCUUUUGUAAUAAAACUAUAGCAUUACCAAAUGGUUGCAUUACUGUAAAA
Molecule: messenger RNA, 925 nt
Organism: Diprion similis
Lineage: Eukaryota; Metazoa; Arthropoda; Insecta; Hymenoptera; Diprionidae
Exons: 5
Coding region: 267-848 (193 amino acids)
Source: RefSeq, a predicted model, not a curated record